UGAUUUGAUAAGGCGCUUUUGGGCGGGUCAAGCAGUGAUCGUGUUCUUGAAGUACACGCGGAACUGGUCGUGAGUGGCGAGUGUAGAAUAUGUCAGUGGUUCCUAGUGUGAACGACUGUUUCCAGGAAUGGGAUGGCCUGCAGAAAGAAUUUCAACAGAUACAGGAGACUCAUCGUCUAUAUAAGAAGAACCUCAGUGAAGUUACAAAACUGCAGGAACAAUGUCUGGCGACAAUUACUCGGCAGAAAAAGAAACUUAAGGAGCUUUCAACUGCAUUAAAAUCAUGCACAAGUUCUGCAAAUGCUGAUGAAAUUGAGACCAUUAAAAAGAUUCAAGAUUUCAUAAAAGGACAAACAAGUGCUUUCUUUGAAAUGGAAGCAUUCUUGCCCAAGAAGAACGGAUUAUACUUGACUCUGGUUUUGGGAGAUGUCAAUGUAACUCUGCUCAGCAAACAGGCCAAAUUUGCCUAUAAGGAUGAGUAUGAGAAAUUUAAGUUGUGUCUCACUGUUAUUCUCCUGGUGGUUUCAUUCACAUGCCGGUUUCUUGUAAGCUACAGAGUGAUUGAUGCAGUCUUCAACUUCCUUCUUGUUUGGUAUUACUGUACACUCACAAUCCGGGAGAGUAUAUUAAUUAACAAUGGUUCUCGAAUCAAGGGCUGGUGGGUUUUACAUCAUUAUGUUUCUACUUUCCAGUCUGGAGUUAUGUUAACAUGGCCUGAUGGCCCACUGUAUCAAAUGUUUAGGAACCAGUUCCUUUCUUAUUCAUUAUAUCAAAGUUUUGUGCAAUUUCUUCAGUAUUAUUAUCAGAGUGGUUGCCUAUACAGACUGAGAGCUCUUGGAGAGAGACAUACAAUGGACCUGACAGUAGAGGGCUUUCAGUCAUGGAUGUGGAGAGGCUUAACAUUUCUUUUGCCAUUUCUCUUUUUUGGACAUUUCUGGCAGCUAUACAAUGGGCUAACACUGUUUAAACUUUCUGAGCUCCCAGAAUGUAAAGAGUGGCAGGUUCUAACGUGUGGUUUAGCCUACAUGAUUCUUUUUCUUGGAAAUUUUUUUACCACACUACGAGUGCUUCACCAGAAGAUUCAGACCAAACUUCAUGAGAGAACCAAAUGUCUUUAAAAAUGGCAUAACUCAUGGAUUAGAAAAAUUGUUGAAGAUUGUAUACUGUUCUUCUAACAAAGAAGAAACCUGUGCUUGUGACUCAUGCAAAUUAUGGACAAAUAUUAUCAUUGGAAGAGGAAACUGUGAUGGAAUCCAGAUUAAACUAUUUAAAUCAAA
This is a messenger RNA of Polypterus senegalus (gray bichir), 1277 nucleotides long. It is a transcript of the gene tmem120aa, whose product is annotated as transmembrane protein 120A. Lineage: Eukaryota; Metazoa; Chordata; Cladistia; Polypteriformes; Polypteridae. Gene Ontology annotation, cellular component: membrane. The record is from RefSeq and is a predicted model, not a curated record. The coding region runs from base 90 to 1118 and encodes 342 amino acids. Gene Ontology annotation, biological process: fat cell differentiation. The transcript is spliced from 12 exons.